This is a messenger RNA of Lodderomyces margitis, 396 nucleotides long. It is a transcript of the gene TOA2, whose product is annotated as transcription initiation factor IIA subunit gamma. Gene Ontology annotation, molecular function: RNA polymerase II general transcription initiation factor activity; TBP-class protein binding. Gene Ontology annotation, biological process: RNA polymerase II preinitiation complex assembly; transcription initiation at RNA polymerase II promoter. Gene Ontology annotation, cellular component: transcription factor TFIIA complex. The transcript has a single exon. The record is from RefSeq and is a predicted model, not a curated record. Lineage: Eukaryota; Fungi; Ascomycota; Pichiomycetes; Serinales; Debaryomycetaceae. Bases 1 to 396 code for a protein of 131 amino acids.
AUGAGCACACCGGCAUACUACGAACUAUAUAGAAGAUCAACCAUAGGAGUAACCCUAGCCGAUGCCCUUGACACUUUAAUCUCCGAUGAAAAAAUUCAACCGCAAUUGGCCAAUCGUAUCUUGAACAAUUUUGAUCGUAUAAUCGCCGAGAACUUGAAAAAUGAACUGAAUAUAGCCAAGCUGAAAUUGACAUUCAAGGGAGAUUUGGACACUUAUCGGUUUUGCGAUGAUGUGUGGACGUUUAUUAUCAAGAAUGUGUUGGUGAAGAUGACUGAUUUGAGUGGUAGUGGUAAUACAAGUGGGUCGGGUGGUGGUAAUGGCGGUGAUGACUUGGAGAUUCAUGUUGACAAGUUCAAGAUUGUUGCUUGUAAUUCGAGAAAAGCAGGUGAGCCUUAA